UCUACCGAUGGUCUACUACCAGAGGAGCAGACGACGUAGGAUUAAGCAGCCCGCCAGUGGUCUGUCUGUUGUCGAGCGGCGUGGAUGAAUUUUUGUUGUUCCCAGAUAUCGCAAAUAAACGUACACUUCCAUAAAUUUGGUUACAGUGGUUCUCACCUAGUGUUCUACGUAUUGAACGAGCCAGAAAUUUAGUUAUGGAUACGGACAAAAGCAGUGUGCCGUAUUCGCAGAGCGGAGACAAAAAGCAAGAUGAGAAGUUGCUGGAACCGUUUACCUAUAUCCUUCAAGUACCUGGUAAACAGAUCAGAGCAAAAUUAGCCCAUGCUUUUAAUUAUUGGCUAAAAAUACGCGAGGACAAACUACAUGCUGUCGGCGAUAUCACCCAGAUGCUCCAUAACUCUAGUCUUUUGCAUCCGCAAAAAUUCGUCGUACGUCAAGAAGAUUCACUUGCUAUACGUAACUACGGUGACACGCUUCCGAAGUUCGUCUUUUCAGUGAAAGCAGAUCAGUUUAUUCGGAUAGAUGACAUCCAAGAUAACUCUAUUCUGAGGCGUGGGAUUCCUGUGGCACACUCAAUUUAUGGUGUUGCCAGCACCAUUAAUGCUGCGAAUUACGUACUAUUCAUCGCGCUCGAAAAAGUUUUGGCGUUGAAUCAUCCUGAGGCUACCGAGGUUUACACGGAACAGUUACUCGAACUACACAGGGGGCAGGGAAUGGAAAUUUACUGGCGAGACAACUACAUUUGCCCUUCUGAAGAAGAGUACAGAGAAAUGACGAUCAGAAAAACUGGCGGUCUCUUCAAUCUUGCUGUGCGAUUGAUGCAAUUAUUUUCGGAUUGUAAAGAGGACUUCACACCGUUGGCGGGAAUCUUAGGAUUAUAUUUUCAAAUCAGGGAUGAUUACUGUAAUUUGUGUUUACAGGAGUAUACAGAGAACAAAAGUUUCUGCGAGGAUCUGUCCGAGGGAAAAUUCAGUUUUCCGAUAAUCCACGCGAUACGAACUCAGCCCGAAGAUCGGCAGAUAAUGAACAUUCUCCGACACCGCACUACAGAUGUGGAGGUAAAACGGUACUGCGUAACGCUAUUAGAAAAAUUUGGAUCCUUCGGACAUACGAGAGAAGUUCUGAUGGAACUUGACAUGAAGGCGAGGGCGGAGGUCCAGAGGCUCGGUGGUAAUCCACUUCUCAUCAAAAUUCUAGACGAACUUCUUACCUGGCAGAGAACAUGAGCUGAGUUAUUUUAUUCUACAUCUUUAAACUUCAAUCCACAGUGGUUGAAACUUUAAACCAAAAGUCACAUAUGUAUAGUAACGUUCUUCAGGAGUUUCUUGCGGUCUGGAAGCCGCGAUAUUCGGCUAAUUUCAAAUAGAACUCGAAUUAUUAAUAUUUUCAGCGGAAUUUGGUCACGAGCAUUUCUUUUUGCGAAUCACACGUUUGAUUUCCAGUCACAAAAUCGAAAUCAUGUGUCGUGAGACUUAUUGCUAGGAACUAUACACGUAUUUUAGACAAUAGUAGUGGCAAUAUGAAUUGACAAGUUCCGAAGAUGAGUAGUAGCAGUUAAUUGUAGUGCGAGAAAUUGAUAAAAAUCAUCUGAAUAUUUUUUCCCGUUGUGCAUCAUGACAUCGGUAUAUCACUGUGACGUCGGUAAUCCCAAUGUUGUUUUAAAAAUUUCAACGACAUCGUUUCGCUCAUUGUCAGUCCCUAUGAAACACUUGAGCAGCAUACUUUUGUUGUUAGAAGUUGGUCCCUUAUCCUAUUACGAGAUCUUUAUUUUUAACUUUCUUAGGUACAAUUCGAUGCAUUAUCACCAGGACAAAUUCUUUUCGCCAUUUAGACGUUGGCUUUAAAAUUUUACAUUUUUGUUUCACCUAUAAUCUGGCGUGUGCUGUGUACUUAAAUUUUCAAGACGAAUGAUACUGAUUUAAUUUUUUACUUUACAUGCUAUAUAUUUUUAGAAAGUUAUUGAUGUAUCUUAUCUACUAAUUAUAACUGUAUGUAUUGGUAGGAUUUUAUAGAA
Molecule: messenger RNA, 2014 nt
Organism: Athalia rosae (coleseed sawfly)
Lineage: Eukaryota; Metazoa; Arthropoda; Insecta; Hymenoptera; Athaliidae
Gene: qm
Product: geranylgeranyl pyrophosphate synthase
Exons: 8
Coding region: 195-1226 (343 amino acids)
Biological process (GO): isoprenoid biosynthetic process
Molecular function (GO): prenyltransferase activity
Source: RefSeq, a predicted model, not a curated record